Rhodofomes roseus is the source of this 3548-nucleotide messenger RNA. RefSeq names its product PHD-zinc-finger like domain-containing protein. The transcript is spliced from 19 exons. Gene Ontology annotation, cellular component: MOZ/MORF histone acetyltransferase complex. Gene Ontology annotation, biological process: regulation of transcription by RNA polymerase II. Gene Ontology annotation, molecular function: protein binding. Lineage: Eukaryota; Fungi; Basidiomycota; Agaricomycetes; Polyporales; Fomitopsidaceae. The record is from RefSeq and is a predicted model, not a curated record. Bases 123 to 3392 code for a protein of 1089 amino acids.
GCGACUUCGAGCCCAACCACUACCAUCUCCUUCGCGAAGGACCUUGUCGACGACUUCUACGUUGCUUACGACUAAUUGACCUCGCAUUCUGACCAGCUUUCUUAAUUUUGCUCAGACUCGUCAUGGGUCGUGGUGUCUCGCCUGGACCCUCGCCCCUCCCGAAGGUCUCGUUCUCCAAGGUCCAGGAUGACUUCGCAUCGUACCCGUCUGGUGUACACGAACAGCAGAUGAGGUCAUUUGGCUACAAUGACUUCUCGGAGUUCAAGCGACCAGAGCAUUACAUCCGCUACAUCGAGCCUUUGGAGAGCGAACUAUCUGAGCAAGUCGAGUACGACAUGGACGAGCAAGAUCAAGAAUGGCUUGACGCAGUCAACGCCGAACGCAAGAAAGAGGGUCACGGUGCCGUGUCCUACGAGCUACUCGAGAUUAUCAUGGACCGCCUCGAGAAGGAGUGGUUCGACCUGACGAAGAACGUACCCAAACCUGACAUGGCACUCCCAUCCGAGGACUCGACAUGCGCAAUUUGCGACGACUCAGAAGGAGAAAACACUAACGCUAUCGUGUUUUGCGAUGGUUGCAACCUGGCGGUCCACCAAGACUGCUAUGGCGUGCCGUAUAUCCCCGAGGGACAAUGGUUGUGUCGCAAGUGCACCGUCUCCCCGGAGAACCCAGUGUCGUGCGUGUUAUGCCCAAGUGAAGGCGGCGCGUUCAAGCAGACUGCCCACGGAGACUGGGUUCAUUUGUUGUGUGCUAUCUGGGUUCCAGAAACGCGGGUCGCAAACGAUGUUUUCAUGGAGCCGAUCACGGGUAUCGACAGGAUAUCUAAGCAGCGCUGGAGGCUCAAAUGCUCCUUAUGUGACGUGAAAGAUGGCGCCUGUAUUCAGUGCAACAAGCCUUCCUGCGUCAUUGCCUUUCAUGUAACGUGUGCUCGCAAGGAGAAGCUCUUAAUGCCCAUGAAAGCGUCGCAAGGAUCGGAGGCGCCGAUGCUUGCUGCUUUUUGCGAGAAGCAUCUACCGCAAGAGCAGCAAGAUGCUCGUGUCGCAGCCCUCGAAGCCGAGCGAGCCGAAGCUGAGGUCUUCGACCCAAGGAAUCCAUCUCCCAAAUCUAGCAAGAGCGCUCGGGCGUACGCGAAGACGUAUAAGCCAGGUCCGCCCCUCGUCCCUCGCAUCAUCCUCGAGCGCAUCCUCCAGUAUAUCAGCAAGGUUGCCGUUAGGCACAAACGCGAUUUCGUUACACUCGUUUGUAAGUACUGGAGCCUCAAGCGAGAAGCGAGGCGAGGUGCAGCGUUCUUGAAGAGGCUCCACCUCGAACCCUGGACUGCGAAUGCCGGAUCCUCGCAGCAUACCGAUGAAGAAAAGGCGAUCAAGCUCGAGUAUAUGAAACGCCAAAGGCGCGAUCUAGAGAGCAUCCGCAUGAUCAGUGAAAUGUGUCGGAAACGCGAAAGCCUGAAGCUGGAACGUGCGGAGGCGAUUCAAUACGUCUUCGACAAGCUUCUGCUAGCACAUGAACAGGUGCUGAGGCAUGCAUUUGAGAGGAUCACCGCAGCCGAUCGCAUGGACAUCUUCAGGGAUCCUGUGUCAUUGGAGGUUGUUCCCGAUUACCUCGAGAUUGUCGAGCGUCCCAUAUGUUGGAGCAUGAUCGACCAGAAGCUGAAUGGGCACCAGUACUUGGACUUGCAGGAGUUCAAGGACGACGUCAAGCUCGUGGCGACCAACGCUAUGUUGUACAACAAGCCUGGUACAACAUACCAUAAGACGGCCCAGAAGGUGCUGGGUGCGGCUGAGCCCAUCAUGGCAGAGCUGGAUAAACUCAUCUUUCGCCCGUCGAUCAACCACGCAAGUGCCACCGACGACGGUACUCAGGAUUCGGAUGCAAUGGAAGAGGACGGCCCGCCGUCAUCUCCCCCUCGUCCCGCCGUUGGCGAUCUCGAACCUCCGGUCGAGCUUCUUGACCUUAUCUUGUCGGAGGACGCAAUCAAGGACGACAUCGACCUUGUGCUGGGUAAACCGCCCCUUGACGCACUGUUCAGUUACGAGCUGCCAAAGGAGAAACCCCCGCCUCCGGAGCCAGAGCCGAAACCCGUCAAGGUCAAGAUCAACCGCAAGCUCAUACUGGAGCGGAAGCGUCGCGAAAGGCUGGACGCUUCGCCCGGGUUCCGCGCGCUAAGGUCUCGACGUUCGUCCGCAAACCUUACCCAGCCCGAGGCCGAAGUUCCCGAGGCCACCGUAGAGGAGGCUCAACCUGAAGCAGGACCGUCGACGCAGCUGGUGGAACCUGACGUUCCUCCCGAAGAAGAACCAGAAACCCCGGCGAAGGUUGGACGUCCGCGCAAGAAGCACGUAAUCGCAGAACCUGGCAAGAUACCUGCGGAGAUGGUGGAGGCGGUGGACAACCAGCAAUCAUUCAAGAUGUUCGACAAAGGCUGGAUCUUGCCGCCUGACCAGGUGCGCGGUGGGCGACAGCGGCAGCGACCCGUACCGCAGCCGACCCCGACCAAGAAGAAAGGCAAAGGAGUUCGUGGCAAGUCACUUCUCGCAGCGCCCACCUCGACUCCGGCAGAGAACAUGACGCUGAAAGCAGACGAGGAAGCCGCGGCUGCAUCUGAGCAAGUGGAACCAGCUAGAGCGUCCUCCGAACCUGCGCCAGAAGAGGCACCUCCAGCUGAGCCUAUACAAGAUCAGGACGCUGAGGACGACGAGCCCGACGAACCGCCACGGAUCAUCUACAUCGAGACUUUGGACACACCUGCGAUUCGGCGGGAGAAGAACCUCCAGAAACGGCUCGAGAAGGAGCGCAAGAAAGCAGAAGCUGCCGCUGCUGCUGAGGCAGCGACGGCGCAGGCGGGGCCCUCGCGACAAGCUGACGAUGAUUCGAAUUGGUCGGAUCUCAGUGAUCUCAGUGAUGCAGAGGACGAAGACCCGUCUGCGGACCAGGGCGAGGAUGAAGAGAAGGAGCCCGGAGCCGUUGUACUGAACGAUGGCGAGUUCUUGGAAGGCGGGACUCUAGUCUGGGCGAAAGCAGAUACCUUCCCUUGGUGGCCAGCAGUGGUCUUCGAGUCUGACGAUAUCGCUGUACCGAAGCGCAUCCUUACUUGGAGGAAUAGGGUGGAGGACGAAACAGAUGGGCCACUUCACAUAGUGCGGUUCUUCGACAGCAAGAAUACAUGGCAAUGUCUAGAACUAGACAGAAUGAGGAUGCUGGGCGAAAACCACGAGUUGGACCAAGACAUGCUUGCCACCGUCUCGAAGAUUCAGAAGUGGAAGAAUUUCAAGAUCCGGCAGCAGUGCCGCGAGGCCUUCAGACGGGCCAUGUCAGAGAGGGAAACUGAUGAGGAAACUCGGCAUACAGGAACACCAGCCACAGGGUUUGGUAUGGAUGUGGACCCCCACUAGGCGAGGUUGAGCGACGUCAAUGCUGUGCGGAUACAUUGUACUGAGUCGUGUUACGUUUGUGCUCUGUUGCUCUGUUGUUAUUGUGUAUUACAUGACCAGUAGGGUCGCGCUCCUUCGACUGCGUUGAUUAACGGAGGGUGUACGCUUUCGUGUCAA